AUGAACUGGUACGUCCGACUGCUGCAAAAGUACCCAUACCGAAUGGCGGUGACGUCCACCUCGUCUCUGUUCAUGAUCGGAGAUUGUGUGUCUCAGCGAUACUUUUCCGAUAAGCCCUAUGAGCCCAUGCGCACUGCUCGAGCUGGUAUUUACGCGUGUGCGUUUGCGCCUGCCAUGACUGCGUGGUUUCGCUUUCUGGGCCAGCAACAGCUACCGGUGAUUGCCAAGGUCGCUAUUGAUCAGGCUGUUUUUGCACCAUCUUCUAUCGGGUACUACUUUUCGGUCAUGGGUCUUCUGGAGGGCAAGAGCCCCGACACCAUCUGGCAGUCGCUCAAAAACCAGUACUGGGACACUCUCAAGUGCGGUUGGAUGAUCUGGCCGGCCUUCCAGCUCUUCAACUUUGGUAUUGUUCCUCCUAACUUCCGGGUGCUGGCCUCCAACUGCUGUGGACUGGUGUGGAACACGUUUCUGGCGUACCAGAACGCCAACAAGAUGGAGAAGGGUCACGUGGCCGAUUUAGUGAUUGAAGAGGUCAAGGAGGAGGUCAAGGAGGUGAAGCAGGAGGUGUUGGCUGAGGUCAAGGUCAUUAAGGGCUUUGUGAAGCAGUAA
Molecule: messenger RNA, 609 nt
Organism: Yarrowia lipolytica CLIB122
Lineage: Eukaryota; Fungi; Ascomycota; Dipodascomycetes; Dipodascales
Cellular component (GO): mitochondrion; cytoplasm; membrane
Source: RefSeq, a predicted model, not a curated record